Staurois parvus is the source of this 404-nucleotide messenger RNA. The record is from the annotation of a GenBank genome assembly. Lineage: Eukaryota; Metazoa; Chordata; Amphibia; Anura; Ranidae.
UCAGUGUCUGAUGAGGAAUUUCCCCCACGAAUCAUUAUCACUCAAUUCUGCAAGUGGUUCUGAUUUACUAUCGCUGUUCUCUAGCCGGUCUAAAACCGCUUUUGACCUAAAGGGACGCUUUUUGUACGCCAUGGACGUUUCUCAAUUUCCAGGCAGAAAGGGCGGUAAAAAUGCAGGCAGGGCGCCGGACAAAGCACUCGGGACAAAAUGUAUGUGAAAUGGUUUGAUACAGGAAUGUUAUACUAUUGAAAAAGCAAUGACAGCAAAAAUUUCAUUUUUUAAAAAUUUCAAAUUUCCCGCCGGUUCCGCCGCCCGAAACGUUCCGACGUCACAGGGACCGGAACACGGAAGCCAGAUGCCGGCAUCGGCCGGAGGAGAUGGCCGGGGACGCUGCAGGGGACCCA